This is a messenger RNA of Branchiostoma floridae (Florida lancelet), 4570 nucleotides long. Its product is annotated as probable G-protein coupled receptor 21. The transcript has a single exon. Bases 1367 to 2578 code for a protein of 403 amino acids. NCBI's taxonomy places the organism in Eukaryota, Metazoa, Chordata, Leptocardii, Amphioxiformes, Branchiostomatidae. The record is from RefSeq and is a predicted model, not a curated record. Gene Ontology annotation, molecular function: G protein-coupled receptor activity. Gene Ontology annotation, cellular component: membrane. Gene Ontology annotation, biological process: adenylate cyclase-activating adrenergic receptor signaling pathway.
CACACCGUGUGACUAUAGACUGUAGCGCAAGUAGGGAAAGAGCCAAAGAAACAAUUACCCUGGUCCCCUGGGAGCAACAAAGCUUGAGCAGAGCUUCAGCUUUUAAUAGAGUCUCAUGGGGAAAUGUUGAGUGCAUAUUAAAUCUCCUGAAUAUAAUUACCUUGUUUGCUGUGGCUUCAUUGAUUGCCCAGCCUUCACUGCCUUUUGUCAGUACCUGAGCCUUGACAAAACAAUUCUCACGCACGGUUUCUAUUGUCUCAACACCGUUCAGCCUUGCCAGAGUUCUAGGAAUCAAGGCUUGCAUGAACUAGGUAGGAUUGGUAUGUAGGUGAUGAGGGCCACAUAUAUUAUUGAUGCUGCCACGCCGGUGCGUGACGCUAUUUUUAGAAGUGAUCAAUAUUAAUAAACCACUGACAUCUGGGCAAUGAGAACCAUUCCCGAAUACCGAGAAAAGUUCAUUUGCAUGAUGUGCAGUUGUGUCUAACCAUCUGAAGACUCAGAUAUUCCACCCCUCUCUGUUACUGGGAGAUAACGCUCUGACAAUUAUUCAUACCACGAUGUUUAACAAGGAGGUGGCGCCAUUCUUCCCUCCCAGUAAUGAUUCACGUGCACCAAUGACAGGCCAGGAUUUGCAUAAUUUUUUCCCCGCUGCACUUGGCGCUGCCGGGAUAUGAGGUAAUGGGUAGACCACGGGUGAUUUGACUGAGCAUUUGCCGUGCCGACUGGAGGGGAGCGGACGCAGAAAACGAGCUCCCGACGUUACUCGCAAAGUUCUGAGGAGGGAACGGUAGGAUUCGGGUGCACUGUGAGUACGGUCUACCUCAGGAGAUUUUGAGUUGCAGAGAAAGGCUGUUUGGUAUGGGGUAUGUGCCGUAGAGAGAAUUUUGAUCCUACCAGGCCAUACCAGGUUUUUGCUUAGAAGAUGCCGGAAGGGUAACUGCUCCCGGACCAUGAAUCGAUGCAAGUGCUGCUUCAUUCAGACAUUCAACGAACAGUGCUUUGAUGGAUUUUGUUGAGCGGUCUCUCGAGGCACCCCAAAGCCGUGCAAUGAAUUUUGUUGCCUGAGCUGUUUGCUAAUAGUAACCAGCAGAACUUUUCUGGAAAAAAAACAGAGGCUUCCGACAGAGUCAAAUAGGAGUCAUAUUUUCCUGCCCCAUCCAUCCAACAGUUAGAAGCUAUAGGGCGAGGAAAGGUUGUAAGCUCAGGAAUUGUGAAAGGCAAGAUGAAAAAUGUGACUGCUUCACUGAUUGCAGACAGACACUUGCAGUGGAAUCAUCUCAUUGGAGACACAUCGUUUAUGCCCUGAGCUAUGGACACAAACGCUGCCAGUUUUGUCCGUGUCUUUUGAGACAAAAAGUGCAGAACAAUGACGGCCCAACCCAACGACAGUGCCCUGGUGCCGUUUCCCGACGGAGAGUGGAACAUGACGGCUGGGGCAUACAACUGUCAGACAGCAGGGAAUUUCACGGAUUACUUCACGAACUGUGUGGAGGAGGCACCAGGUGCUCUCCUGGUGGUGGACCUGAUCGAAGGAGUGCUGAUGCUGAUCGUCACCAUACUGAUCAUCAUCGGCAACGUUAUCGUCAUCGUGGUGUACCAGUACGAGCCCUCCCUGCGCAACACCAUGAGUAUCUUCAUCCAGACGUUGGCCAUCUCAGACCUCGCUGUCGGCUUCACCUGCAUCUUCCCUGUGAUGGUCACCUUCCACCAGCUCGGCCCGUACAGCUCCACUUCCUGCCUUGUCUACAGCUACUUUGUGUCCAUGCUGACCAGCGUGUCCAUCGCCAACCUGGCAGCCAUCAGUAUUGACCGGUACAUUGCCAUCAUCAAGCCCCUCAACUACCAGGCCAUCAUGUCCAUGCGCAACACUCGCAUCUGCAUCAUCUUCGCAUGGGUCUUCUCCAUCUGCAUCUGCUUUCCCAUCCUGAUCGGCUGGGGUACCAGCACUUACGACAUGGAGGCCUUCCAGUGCGAGGUCCAGUCAUGGGCCACCGACAUAUACUUCACCAUAUUCAUCAUCUGCAUCUUGUACCUGCCUGCCUCGGUCAUCAUGUGCUUCACGUACUACCACAUCUUCAAGAUCUGCCGACACCACUCCAAGGAGAUCGGGAAGGUCCGGGAGCUCGAGACGCGCUUCCAGAGCGAGAGCGACCACUACCCGACCUCGUACACGACCAAGGCCAAGCACCAGACCAACUCCCGUGGCGAGUCCAUGUACCGGAAAGGGUCCAGUCGCGAGUCGCAGGAAACCCCAAACUGCGAGUCCCAGUCUCGCAGCCACCACGAGCGCAGAGCCGCAAUGAUGCUGUUCACGGUCAUCACUGCUUUCUACGUCUCGUGGUUGCCAUACACGAUCGUGCGUGUCGUGCAGUCGGGAAUGGGGAUGAAACUCAACCCCAUCGUCCGGUUCGGCUUGUCGUGGCUCGGGAUCAGCAACAGCUUCUUCAACUGCAUCAUCUACAGCAUAUCGAACAGUGCCUUUCGACAAGGUUUGAAGAAUCUCGUGAUCAGCGCGUGUAAUAAGUGCACUCGACGCGGAAAUGACCCGUUCAACCUCACAGCAGUGCCAAAAGUGUAGGAUGGGAGAAGCUCUACCAGAAGGUAUUCUGCAGCAUUUGUACUUUGACCACUAUUACGAUGCACCUAUCAUUGUACUUUCCAACAAGCCAGCUUUUUAUCCUGCUUAGUAUUUCAUUCUUAAAUGUUACCAGUGGAUUUUUUUUACCUUUGUUAUUCUAUGAAUGCCACAGUGCACUCAGUUAGGGACUCAAAGCUUGAUAGCCACUCUACAAAUCUUCGGUUGAACUGUUGAGAGGCCUGUGAUUAUGUUAGAUGUUGCGAGUAAAUGGCCCUUGUUUGACUCAGAUUCAUACAACUAAAAGACAAAUUUACAGGAGUCUCUCACAGGAAAAUUUUGUCGGAAAGCAAAAUUUUUAUGUCCAAGCAAUUAUGCCGUUCUGAUAUUCAACAAGCCUCAGUUCAUCAUUAUGUCAUUUCUACCAAACAUAGUUCUGACGCCUUUUCCUUGGCACACCUUCAGAGUGAUGCUGCUGCAUUGUAUGGAUCUACAUUAUGUAUAUUAGCUGGUGCACCCUGUAUUUCCUUGAAUGGCAACCCUUUGCUAUCUACUUGACAAAAGAAAGAUGUGCAGAAUGUUGUUAUGUAAAUACAUGUACAUGCACGUCAAAGUCAAGAGAUCAGGCUUGUUCAGGCUUGACGGGAAAUGCAGAGGUUGUUGCAGAUGUCAUUGAUGGGUGCAUGUAGUCACAAAGGGCUGACAAAUUGCUGUAGAGAGUGUCAGAGAUUUAUAACGUGUACAAAAGGCUGUACAGUGCAUAUAGACCCGUAAUACAUAUCCUAAAUCAAUGUGAAAAUGUGUAAAAAUCACAGUUUUGUGCAAUAAAGAUAAGAGAGACCGUUAUGUAUUUGUAAUAAAGAGUCGUGUAAAGUAUAUUAUGUGAUAGGAAUCCAUUUGCAGAAUGGUUCAGACUGAAUGUCUCCAGAAUACAGAAUGAAUCUGUUAAACUUUGAUGUAACCAGAGUUUUACAAAUAUCUGCCUUUCAAGAUGUGUCUGUUGUGAAAAAUUUAUGGCUCAAUUUCAAACACAGAUCUUGCUUAAAGCAGGAUUAAACUGUACUCAAAUGGAAUACAAUAAUAAUAUUCUGUGCUUUAUUUGUUUGUCUUGGUAUACAAUGUAGUUAGCUGUAUUGAUGCAAGUUAAAGUAUAGUAUGUUACAAUGUUAGUGCCUGCUUUAUAUUUCAUGAAGAGAAGUGAAUAUAUCAAUGUUGGAAGAAAAGGAUUUUAACAAGACAAUGGAAUAUUAAAUGUAUUUAAUGAUUAUUAUAGACGUUUGCUGUUAAUUAUCAUUGUGGUCUGUUGAAGAAAGUGAUUUCUGUGAUAGUUGUAUUGUAAUGUAUAUCAAGCCUUGAGCAGUGUAGUAAGUGUGUAACAGUGGGCUAGUUUUGUGUCUGUUUCACUUCUAUUUGAUGUCAUGUUAAGAGCCAUGUCUCAAACAUGUCAUCAGGGAAACAUCACGAAUACCAGCAGGAAAAGCCUGGAUUUUUCAUACGUAAAAAACUGACAGGUGUAUUGGAUUUUUCCAACUACAGUUAUAGGUUGGUUGAUUAUCAAAUUGAUAGAUUACAAUGUGACAAUUAGUUAGGAUAAUCAGAAUAGUCAUCAUUUAAAUGCAGAAUCUAAAAUAUGUUUUUUUCUAUCCCACAUAUAUAGAGAGUUUCGAAACUUCUUCCCAAAGUACAGCUCAUUAACUUGAAACUUCAAAUAAUGUUAUCCUUUGUCCAUUGUGAUAGCUGACAGCCUUUGGAACCAAAAGUACAUUUGUAAAUUACCAGAAAGCUUUUUUGACUCCUAUGGAGUCAAGAUGACCAUCUAUUUACAAAUGGUUUAUUUCUUUCUUAUCAAAAGCUGAUCUUGGAUUUUCGUCAAGGGCAGGGCCCUAAUGAGCUGAACUGUACGUUAGAUCAGUCAUGGAGUCUUUGGAAUAAUGUGAUUCUACUGUAUCAUUGAUGUUGUUAUUACAUAAUUGAUUUAGAGCAUAACCAGUGAGU